Exophiala aquamarina CBS 119918 is the source of this 1485-nucleotide messenger RNA. RefSeq lists its product as uncharacterized. The transcript is spliced from 3 exons. NCBI's taxonomy places the organism in Eukaryota, Fungi, Ascomycota, Eurotiomycetes, Chaetothyriales, Herpotrichiellaceae. Bases 1 to 1485 code for a protein of 494 amino acids. The record is from RefSeq and is a predicted model, not a curated record.
AUGAAUAGUAUUAUCUCGUGGCGGUUCGGAGGCAGGCCUGCAACGAAUCACAGGAGACAACUGACAAAUAGCCCGGCAGGUCAGCAGCACGUACCUGAAUAUCUACGCGUAGACUCGCUCAGAACUCAUGAUAUCUUCGAGAUCACUGUAAGCGAUCUUGCUCAAAGUUUUGAGCGUCAGGUCUUCUCGAUUGUUGAAUAUACUGAGUUUUGCAUUCGUCGAAUAUCAGUACUGAACCCUUACCUCGAGGCUGUCAUCAAGAUCAAUCCUGAUGCGCUAACGAUAGCGAAGGCGUUAGACGAUGAACGGGUGUCCGGGAGACCUCUUGGUUCUCUACAUGGUGCAUUGCUCGGAAACGUUGUCCCUAAUGACGCUUUCACGGCGUCGAUGCUUCGCAAGGCAGGCGCAGUUAUCAUUGGCCAUGCUAAUAUGAGCGAAUGGGCGUCUUGUAGGUCCAAGUUAUACUCGACAGGCUACAGCCCACGUGGAGGUCAAACGAGAAACCCAUACGACCUCCGGAAGGGUCCUUUCGGUUCUAGCUCCGGGUCUGCUGUCGCCGUUGCUGCAAACCUGCUUCCCCUAGCAUUUGGUACCGAGACAGACACGUCCAUAAUCGGCCCUGCCAGCAUCAAUGGUGUUGUUGGUAUCAAGCCAACCGUUGGCUUGACUUCGCGCACGGGUGUUAUCCCCAUCAGCGAGAAUAUGGGCUCAGUGGGCAGCUUUGGAAGGACCGUUGCUGACGCUGCUGCUGGACUGGAUGCUAUCUGUGGAGCUGAUCCGGAGGACCCGUUUACACAAUCCCCGGACAGGAGACAAAACAGCCCGUAUUCGCGCUUCCUGUCGACAUCUGAUGUGCUGAAGGGUGCUCGAUUUGGACGUCCUUACAAGAAGUGCUGGAAGCUCACACCUCAGUGCUGCAAGUUCGUGGCCUUGGAACUCUUCGAAGCACUCGAGGAAGCUGGUGCAGAAAUCAUAGACGUGGAACUCCCUAGGACACUGGGACAGGGAAUACGGCCUACCAGACACGUCAGACUGGACAGCACCGAAGGGCCCUCCCCGAAUACCCUCCCGGCCUUCCCAAGCGGCCAGGACAACCUCCUUAAAAUCAUCCAAUCGCACGGGCUCAAAGACGAGACCUACCAUUCCGCCCUAGCACAUAUCCACAAACAGACACGUGAGAAUGGUCUUGACGCCGCACUAUCAGGGUACGAUGCAUUGAUGUUCUGCGACCGAAAGGGGGUGGGUCAGCAGUACGCCGCGCAAGCUGGAUACCCUGUUAUCUGUAUCCCUAUCGGUCUGGACGAUAACGGCAUGCCGGUUUCCAUAUCUGUCCAGCACAGCGCGUGGAAAGAAGCGGAGCUAGUCAAGUGGUCCAGUGCGAACUGUCUUCGAGGAGAUAUAUCUACAAUCGGUUUUCAAAGAGACAAGAUAAGGUGGAACGCGGCUGAGGCAAUGAUGCUUAAAAACGGGAUACCAGUUGUUUGA